GCCCCGCAGCCUCGCCCCCUACGGCACCGGCCGGCGGCAGAGCGCUCACGAUGCUGCCGCCCGCGCCCUCCCUGCUCGGGCUGCUGCUGCUGCUGCUCCUGUGCCCCGCGCACGUCGGUGGACUGUGGUGGGCGGUGGGCAGCCCCCUGGUCAUGGACCCUACCAGCAUCUGCAGGAAAGCACGGCGGCUGGCAGGGCGGCAGGCUGAGCUGUGCCAGGCUGAGCCAGAAGUGGUGGCGGAGCUAGCCCGGGGCGCCCGGCUUGGGGUGCGAGAGUGCCAGUUCCAGUUCCGUUUCCGCCGCUGGAACUGUUCCAGCCACAGCAAGGCCUUCGGGCGCAUCCUGCAGCAGGACAUCCGGGAGACGGCCUUCGUGUUUGCCAUCACGGCUGCGGGCGCCAGCCACGCGGUCACGCAGGCCUGCUCCAUGGGCGAGCUGCUGCAGUGCGGCUGCCAGGCGCCCCGCGGCCGGGCCCCACCCCGGCCCCCUGGCCUGCCUGGCACCCCGGGCCCCCCGGGGCCCGCCGCCGGCUCCACCGAAGGCAGCGCCACCUGGGAGUGGGGAGGCUGCGGCGACGACGUGGACUUCGGGGACGAGAAAUCAAGGCUCUUUAUGGAUGCCCGGCACAAGCGGGGUCGCGGAGACAUCCGUGCAUUGGUGCAACUUCACAACAAUGAGGCAGGCCGUCUGGCCGUGCGGAGCCACACGCGCACCGAGUGCAAGUGCCACGGGCUGUCGGGCUCGUGCGCGCUGCGAACCUGCUGGCAGAAGCUGCCCCCGUUCCGCGAGGUGGGCGCGCGGCUGCUCGAGCGCUUCCACGGCGCCUCGCGCGUCAUGGGAACCAACGACGGCAAGGCUCUGCUGCCCGCCGUCCGCACCCUGAAGCCGCCGGGCCGCGCCGACCUCCUCUACGCCGCCGACUCGCCCGACUUCUGCGCGCCCAACCGGCGCACCGGCUCUCCGGGCACGCGAGGCCGCGCGUGCAACAGCAGCGCCCCGGACCUCAGCGGCUGCGACCUGCUGUGCUGCGGCCGCGGGCACCGCCAGGAGAGCGUGCAGCUCGAGGAGAACUGCCUGUGCCGCUUCCACUGGUGCUGCGUCGUGCAGUGCCACCGCUGCCGCGUGCGCAAGGAGCUCAGCCUCUGCCUCUGACGCGCCGCCGGCCCCCUCCCCCCCGCGCCCCGAACUGCGCGCCCCUCGGCGUCUGCGGGACCUCCGGACCCCAGCGGGGACCCUGCCCAGCUUCUCCCAGGCCUCCGGAAACUGAGAGGCGGCAGGGCUGGAGGUGAAGGCCCAGGGCACCCGAUUACCCCUCCUCCCUCCGGGAGGGAGCGCUCUGGGACUGCUGUGGGGGAGACUAUGCAGUCGCCCUCCCCCUUUGGCCGCCUAUGGAAACCAAAGAGCCAGGCUCUAGGCCUCUGGAUGCAGGACUCCUUAGAACUGUUGGCCUCGGGGUGGGUGGGUGAGUUUAGUAUCAAUAAAGGUAUUUAAACCCAUAGGACUGGGCCCACAGUUUGGGAGGGGAGCUUGGGGCUGCCAUGGGGCCAGGCUUCCCAAGAGGUGUGUAAAGGAAGAUGGCUUUGACAAAACUAGCAUCUCAGGGGUCAUUCUUAGGUCCCUAUAUCUUCCCAUCUAUUGGAUUAGGCUCUCCUGGCAAGGUGGUGAAGAGUCACCCUUGUCGCAUCUCUCCAGCCUGGAUCUGCAAGCAGGGGGAAGACCUAAGCCAUCUCUCCUCAAAGGAACAGACUGAACAGGUUUAGGAAAAGAAGACCAGAAGCCUCUGGUAGUGUAUUCAGCUCUCAGAUCAUCCCUCAUCUUAAUUCUAGGGGACUGUGACACCUUUACCUGCUUUUCUGUUUCUGUGACCCCUGAGGAAUUCGAGGGUAGAUGUUUAGGGCCACCCAAGCCCGUAGGAUUAAAGCACUUUAUCAACUGUA
Molecule: messenger RNA, 1936 nt
Organism: Canis lupus familiaris (dog)
Lineage: Eukaryota; Metazoa; Chordata; Mammalia; Carnivora; Canidae
Gene: WNT6
Product: Wnt family member 6
Exons: 4
Coding region: 51-1151 (366 amino acids)
Biological process (GO): multicellular organism development; canonical Wnt signaling pathway; neuron differentiation
Cellular component (GO): extracellular region
Molecular function (GO): cytokine activity; frizzled binding
Source: RefSeq, a predicted model, not a curated record